GUGAUCCGUAGUUAAUGUGGAGAUGGGGGGGAUUCUGGGCUGUCACCGCUCGCUCCCCAAAGACCCGAUGGAUUUCUGUCAAAACAAACGCAAGUUCAGCGCUGCGUGCAACUUCAGUCACAUCUUGGUGAACCAGGAGCGACUGAACAUCAACACGGCGACAGAGGAGGAGUUGAUGACCCUUCCCGGGGUGAACCGUACGGUGGCGCGGAACAUCGUGGAGUACCGGGAGUGCAUUGACGGGUUCAAGAAAGUGGAGGAUCUGGCGUUGGUGAGCGGGGUCGGCGCGACCAAGCUGGAGGUGAUUAAGCUGGAGAUAUGUGUCAGCAAUAGGACGGGUUCGUCGCAGCACUCGCCCUCGUCCCUGCGCAAAGACCACGAUCACCCGGUUAGUACCGGCAUCAACAUCAAUACUGCCACGCCGUCGCAACUCAUGAGCAUUCGUGGAAUCACCGAGAAGACAGCCAAGAACAUCAUAGUCUAUCGCAACGUCCACGGACCAUUCAAAAGUGUCGACGAUCUAGUCAAAGUCGACCACAUGAAUUCAUCCUUGCUGGACAGGAUCAGGUUCCAGGUUUUCGUGGACCGAUCCCGAACCCAAUCUACCAACACCAACGGGGGACUGACGAAUGCGAGCAAAUCGCACUCGAGUCCGACGUCGGUGAGCCUUCAAAGCGAGGACCUUGAUCUUCCCCCGGGAGGACCUCCGCAGAUCGUUUCGGCGCGGCCCGUCGUGGAGCCCUUCUCCGGCCUGCGUGACGGCAAAGCCGUGGUGCGGGUGGCCACGUGGAACCUGCAAUGCUGCUCGAACGAGAAAGCCAAUAAUCCCGGAGUUAAAGAAGUCGUGUGCAUGACGCUCCUGGAAAACGACAUCAAGUUGCUAGCAGUUCAAGACCUGGCAGAUGGAGAGUCGCUCGAGAAGUUCUGUGCCGAGCUGAACCAGGGAACUCUGCCCAGCGUCCAGAAGUGGGGGGGCCCUCGUGGGACCUGGAAAUGUAUCGUUUCUGACAAGCCCACCGGCCAGAUCCACAAGAGGGCGGCGUUUUCUGGCUUCCUGUGGAACAGUGCUUCCGGCAUCGAGCUGAAGGACGCGGUCAUCCUGGAGAGCCCGAGAUCCAGCGGCAACGGGAGGCCUGCCCUCCCUCAGCCAUACUUAGCACGCUUCAAAAUUGGAUUGUCCGAGCUCACGGUUAUGAAUUUCCACCUUGGCCUGACCCAGCCGGGAGAGCAGAAUGGGAACAUCCAUGCGGAUGACUCCAGGAGUCUUCAUGUCACUGAUGCCGUUCGGGAUACCAUCAGAGGGGAGAAUUUGCUGCUGGCGCUGGGUGACUUUGGCCUGCCCCCGGACAGCAGGGAGCUGGACCCUCUCAGAAUGGAGAAGCUGAGCGCGCUGGUCCCCCCCACCCAGUUCACAAACAUCAGCACACACAACCUGCAAGGGUCCCGGUGUGUGGACAACAUGUGGGCCACCCACACCCUCAAGAAUAUCUACACAGGGCACUGCUGGGUGGUGCGGGAGGGCCUGACCAAUCCAUGGAUCCCAGACAACUGGUCGUGGGGAGGGGUGGCGUCGGACCACUGUCCCGUCGUGGCGGAAUUCCACUUGGACUCAGCCGCUAAGGAGCCGCCUGAGAACAGGAGCAGCAUGGCAGUAGUGGAGCGAGGCGAGAUCACAACCAGACACGAGCGGUGACGUCCUUCUGUCCCCCUGUCCAUGUGUCCCCAAGCAGAACUACAGUUACAGGGACACGGGAACUAGUAACACUGUGAUUCUGUUCCUACUGAAGGUUCUCUAGGUAAGAGAACCCUUGAAUAUAGAUGAAAGCACAGACACUCUAUUUGUCAAAAAACACUACAAAUUAGCCAGAACUUUUAAAUUUUAAAUAUUUAAAUUAUAUAUAUAUAUAUAUAUAUAUAUAUAUAUACAACACAGUGAAAUAUGGACAUUAUUGUGCCAAAAUCUUUAAAAAGCAUUUUAAUAAAAUUAAAUUUUAAGAUGCACCUUUCUGCAGUGACGACUGUCUUAAAAAUGUUGGAAAACACUGAAGAAUUAUCUUCACUGCAUGUGAGGCUCACCUAUUUACGGCCGAAGGAUUUUUAGCCGGAUUUGUGAGUCUGACUCAGCAAUGCAGCGCCACCCACAGGUAUACAGAGGAAGAACACUGAAGGCCUCUGCUUUGCUGAAGGUUUAACACACUGUACUGUGUUAGAAAAAUGUUAUGUCUGUCUUCUAUUAUAAAACUGUAAAAAGAUGGAAACUUGAUCAAAGUUUUAGAAUUGUUUUAUUCUUGUAAAUUUGUCCAGUUCAAGGCCAGGGGAUGCACUGUGUACUUUGAUUUUGUUUUCAACAAACUCUGUAAUUACUGCAGAUGCAGAUAGAACUGAACCUUUUAUUGUUAAGUACUAUGGGUCUGUUAAAAAAAAGAAAGAAAGAAAAA
Paramormyrops kingsleyae is the source of this 2438-nucleotide messenger RNA. Its product is annotated as endonuclease/exonuclease/phosphatase family domain-containing protein 1-like. Gene Ontology annotation, biological process: DNA repair. The record is from RefSeq and is a predicted model, not a curated record. Gene Ontology annotation, cellular component: plasma membrane. Lineage: Eukaryota; Metazoa; Chordata; Actinopteri; Osteoglossiformes; Mormyridae. Gene Ontology annotation, molecular function: DNA binding.